AUGACGGCAGGACCCAAGAUUCGAUUCACGUCCAACGACUACAACCCCGAACCGGACGACACUCGCCGAAACUCCCUGUCGUCCAACACGGCUCGUCUCUAUCGUGGAGAUUUGGUCGAGUUCACCUUGGUCAUGGAAAAGCGUACCCGCCAAAAGUUUGCUCGCAACAUUGUCCUUCUGCAGUCCGACAGGGAACGAGCCAGGUUGGCCAAAGAAGAACAAAUGCUGGCCAAUGCCACGCUAGAACGUGGAGUGGUCGUCAGUCUCAAACAAGAUUUUGGCUUUUUGAGAAGCAAUGCGCGACGCGAGGAAGUCUACUUUCAUUACUCGCAAGUGCAGUUGCCCGAGAAAAAGGAGGGCGACGACGAAGAGAAUAACAAGGACGGCGAAGAAGAAGACUAUGAAUUAAAGGUCGGACAAGAUCUCGAGUUCUUGGUCGUCAGGGAGGAAGUGGAAGAGCGCAACAAUAGCAAUAGUAACCAUGGCGGCGGUGGCGGCUUUCGCAAAGUCAAAACAAGUGCGCGAAAGGUCAAGUUCCUUCCCAAAGGAACUGUGGAGUUUGAAAAGGUCAUUGCCGAAGGUGUCACUGGCGUUGUCGCCAUUGUCCCACGUGCCGAUGCCGGAAGAGAUCAAAGAAGCUCUAGAGAUCGAGACCCUCAGUCGUUUGGGACGAUCCGCCUGCCCAAUCCUUUGAGUAUUGAGGAUGUUGUUUCAAAGGAUAACAAGGAACAAGUCGAGGUGAAGAAGGUGUUGUUGAAUGUGGCGGAUGCUCCCGGUGGACUAUUUUCCUGUGCCAGAGGAUCGUCCAUGGGUUUGUGGAUCAGGGUGGGAGAUACUCUUUUGUUUGAUAUCAUAUAUGAUUUUGUGGACAAGGCAUACCUGGCCAAGCCCACGAAGCAUUUGGUGCCUGCGGGGAGUGAAUUGGCAAGCAAGGUUGCGGCGGAAACUGCUGUUGAGCAACCUGUUGACGGCAAGGAAAAUGCCAACAAUGGAGCUCCUGCCAAGGAAGGAAGCAUCAAGGAGGACAAAGACGCCCCCGACAGCAACGGCAACAAUCAGAAGGGCAAGUUCAAGAAACAAAGCAGUGGCGGUCCAGCCGGUGCUGCCGUCCGGUUGGUCCGUCUCUGUUUGGCAGGACGCGCCGAAGGAAUCGUCCACACAACCAAGGAAGCCUACGGUUUUGUCCAUUUCGCGGAGCGUCCAGUGGAUGUUCAUUUCAAGUUGUUCGAAGUUCUACCAGACGUUCUUCAAGAAGAUUUGCGACGUAAUAUGGGCUUGACCAUGACUCUCAACACCAAGGCAGAAAUGAUGGGACACCAUACCCUCAGUGUAGGAACGGAAGUUCAGUUCGAUCUCUCUCUUCAGGGUACCGUCAUGACGCAAAAUCAGCACCAUAAUCGAGGUAACAAACGAGGCGGGAAUAACUCCAAUCAACACGAGCGAGAGAAUUUGAAGGCGCAGCGAAUAUUGAUUCUGCCAAGAGGAACCAUCAUGCAGAACCACACGAUUGGCUUGGGUAUCAAAGGCACCAUCACGAAAGAAGAUCCCAACCAACCCUAUGCUGGAACUCUCGACUUGGCGGAAGAAUACCAGCAAAUGAGCAUCGAACAGCGACACCCGCUGGUCUCGACAAUGAUCAACGAGUUCAUGGAAGACAAAGAGACGGACUCGCUGAUCUUUCAUGACACCCAAUCCCUCAGAGAGGAAGAUGUCAUUGCGGAACUGAUCGAGUGCAAAGGCCUAGGAACCAAGUUGGAAUUGUCGUACAUCCCCCAGGCCGCCGAAACCCAGGGCAGGCUGUGCAUUCGCAAGGUGGAUAAGUCGGCCAAGGCGGAAAUGGACAAGUCGGCCACGUCUACGGGCGGAGCUUCUGCCACGAACGCAGACGAAAACGAGUCCAAGAACGAUGAUGAAGCCAGGCAAGAGACGAAGAAGGAAGAAACCAAGGAAGCAGCCGGACAAGAAACGAAGGAAGAGGCGUCGCCCAAGGGACAAAACAGAUCCAGGUCACCGAAAGGUGGUCGAUCCAAGUCUCCCAAGGGACGGGCCUCAAAGAAGAAAAAAGCAUUGCAGCAGAAACUUGUUCCGAUCAAAACGAUCCGGUACGACAAGUCGAGUUUGCAGCAGAAUGCAAAAACGGAUGUGCCUCCCGGCGCUGGAGAUGUGAUUGUGUGUGAUUUGCACCAGAAUCGCCGCACCGGGAAGACGCAUAUAGAGAAUUUGAGCGUGGUGGAACGCAAAGUGGUGGAUGCAGCUGAAGCGGCAACCAUUGAAGGGUCCAACGGCAUUGGUGUGGUGAAGGAAGUUGUUUUGGCGAGCAAGUUUGGCUUCAUCUCUGUGUCAGACGAAACAGCCACAAAGAGAGAGUUGCUCUUCUUCCACUUUGCCAAUGUCAUUGAAGGGAACCGUCCCAACCAACUCCACAUCAAUCAUGGUCGGAACAAGAAGGGAGGAAGCGGAUCUGCUGACGCCAUCAUCCACAAGGGUGAUGAGGUGGAAUUCAAAAUUGGCACGGAGAACGGUAAACGUGUUGCAGUAGAAAUCAAGGUAGUUUCUGCGGGCGCUAUCCCCAACAAAGUUGACAAGAAUGCCUGUCGCGGCUACAUUAUGGUAGAGCCGACAGACACCAAGGUUGGCUCGACCCCCAAACCAUCUCGUUCGUUCACCCGGUCUCAAGAUACCGGUACCCCGCAACCGAAAGGAGGAAGGUGGGACAACACCACCUCCAAGGAAGAAGAUCAUUUGGAGAAACUCGGCAACAAGGGCGAAGGUGUGAUCCUGUUGCUGGAAGACGCCUCUGACAUGUUUGCCGCCGUGGUCGAGAAGUUUGUUGGAGGAGAAAAGAAAGAAGAGAAUCAGGACAAGAAGCCUAGCAGCGUUGAGGGCCUCGGUAAAUGCCACUUGAAUUACCAGAACGGGGCCCUUGCACUGCAUGGAGCAGGGGCGCCGACGACCAUGGACGGCUCCACGCAUCCUCGUCGUGGCGACCUGGUGUCGUUUGUGAAAUCCAAGAACAGCGCCAGCGGAGCACGUGAUAUUCGUGUUGUUACUCGUGCUGCUGCGACGCUUGUUCGAGGAAAACUCGAAGGCAUUGACCACCUGAAGCAGACCGCCAGGGUGGUUGUAACAGGAGAUAAUGCAAAGGAAUACGAGGUCCAGCUCCGUGAGGUAGUUAGCUGUGAUCCCAAGCAGUUGAAGAACGGAGUGGAUGUUGAAGGGAUCCUGCACGGGGAUGCUAUUCACGGUCUGUGUCGUACCACUGACCUUCGACUAGAGUCCAAGUUGGGGACUGGCAAAAAGGAGCGUCCCAAAUUGAAUCUAACGGUGAAGAAGGAUCGCGGCGGUAAAAUCAUGGCACAAUCCAUGAUGGCGAAGGGUCCCGAUGGCACCAAUGGAUUCCUCUCGGGCUGGACGAAGCGUGUAAGCCAGUAUGCCUCUUAA
Molecule: messenger RNA, 3441 nt
Organism: Seminavis robusta
Lineage: Eukaryota; Bacillariophyta; Bacillariophyceae; Naviculales; Naviculaceae
Source: the annotation of a GenBank genome assembly